UGAAAAUGUGGUCAUGAACAUUGAAUGUACCACAAACAAUCAUUUAGAUAGUGGUGUUUUCACCAAGCAGUUCCUGCUAUUUUCUGUUAGUCGAGUAAUUCACGUUGAACGGAAUUCAUCGUCGAUAUACAAAAUCGGUGUUUUUGAGUAUUUAGUUCGAGUCCAAACUGGUUUACAAGAAAACAUUGUUUUGUUAUUUAAUCAACAAUAUUUUUAAGACUCAAAUUUUUACCUCAUUUUUCAAUUUAAUUUCAAUUUGUGUUUUUUUUCCGAAAUAAACAUGAAACGAUAAAUAGUAAAUUGAUUGUCUAAAUAAUUUUCCAAUCAAAAUGACUAUAUUCGAGUAAGAGUUUAUAUUGACAAUUCUUCAAAAACUGUGGGCAAUUUCUACACCUCAGGCGCAAAACAACAUGUGGCUAUAUAGUAUGCAAUGUCAUCAGAAGCGAAAAAGAUCUCUACGGUGCAUUUACUUUGGAAUAUGGAUUUUAUUGCUGAUAACACCGACCAGUGCUUGGAGAGCAUGCUCAGAACUGAGUCCAGCUCUGCGAUUUCCUUGCAGGUGUACCCUAGACGAAUUCGGACCGAAAGUACAAACUGUUGCUAUGGAUUGUGACAACACUGUUUUUGCCGGUGGUGCACCGGUAUUUCCGAAAGGUGCACCAAUAACCAUAUAUUCACAGAGAUAUAGUGGACAGCAAACAAUUCCAGUUCAGGCAUUCGCCUCAGCAUGGAUACCAGUCAGAAAUUUGGACUUUUCUCACAACUUAAUUCGAAGAUUACAGGACAAAAUUUUCAACGGAAUUCAGGACACAUUAUCAGUUUUGAAUUUGAGUGAUAAUCUGCUCGGCGACUCGUUGAAUCCAAUUUUCUCCACGGCCGAAUUCCAUGUAUUGUCGAGCCUGAAAGUUUUGGAUUUGUCUGGCAAUCAAAUAAAAGGUUUGGAGGAAGGCAUUUUGAAAGGAUGUGAGACGCUGCAGGAAAUUCAACUGAACCGAAAUAACUUCAUCAAUGUACCAUCGAAUUCUCUGAAUGGACCAAAUGCGUUGAAAAUUUUGUCACUGCGCUACAAUCACAUCGAUACAUUGAAGCAACAAGCAUUUGCAGCACAAGCGUCCCUCGAACGACUAGAUCUUCGAGACAAUCGCAUCACAACAAUCGAAAGCGGUGCGUUUGAUGGACUGAACCAGCCGAAAGAAAUUUAUUUGUCCGGAAAUCGUCUAUCGAAAAUGAAUAGCGAUGUUUUUCAGGGAGCCUCAUCUCUGCAAAAACUUGAUUUGUCGGAGAAUUUCAUUACGAGCUUUCCAACAAUCGCCCUACAAACGAUCGAAAAUUUGAAAGUUUUAAAUCUGUCGUCGAACAUGAUUUACCAUUUGGACUCGACGAAUUUCGAGCACUUGAAAAGUUUACAAAUUCUUGACCUUAGCCGGAAUGGAAUUUUCUCAGUUCCGCCAUCAACAUUUAGAGAUUUGAACGCACUGCGGUACCUUGAUUUGAGUCUGAACUCAUUGCGAACGAUUGAAGACGAUGCCUUCGAAGGAUUAGAUUCUCUGCAAACUCUAAUCAUCAGAGACAACAACAUUUUAUUGAUACCAGGCAGUGCACUCGGACGACUUCCACGGUUGUCAAACCUUUACUUAGACUACAACCGUGUUGCGGCUCUAUCGUCUGAUAUCUUGGGUUCCAUUCAACCGGAAGACAUUACCCAUAUGUCUCUGUCGCGAAAUGUUAUACGAGAACUGCCAGCGGGUAGUUUUCAAAUGUUCAAGAAAUUACGGUACCUGGACUUAUCGGGUAAUUCAUUGGCUAGCAUUAAUGCCGAUACUUUUGCUGGAUUGCAAACCUCUCUGAACGAAUUAAGAAUAUCGCAGAACAAGAUUACCGGCCUAGGAACAACACCGAUUGUGCUGCGUGGCCUUCGGAUUCUCGAUUUUAGUUACAACGACUUGGUGGACGUCCCACGAGACGCAUUCGUUGGAAUGGAAAACUUACAAUACCUCAAUUUGAGCAACAACAACCAUCUGUCACCAGUUACAGUUACCCUGUUCCAUCCGUUGACCAAAUUGAAAGUCCUAGACUUGAGCAGCACUGGCAUGAAAACGCUUCCAAUCGAAUUGUUUGCCAAUUCGCAGGAUAUCGAAGUGAUCAAAAUAUCCCACAACAGCAUACAGGAGGUUUCGGAUGGUUCGUUUGCCAAUUUAAGGAACAUAUCAAGUAUCGAUCUGUCGUACAACAAAAUUAUGAGCAUUCGAUCGUCAGCUUUUAUCAAUCUGAUGAACAUUCGAAAACUGAAUCUGCGCGGAAACCAGUUAAGCGCCUUCAAAGGUGAAUUUUUCAAUACCGGAACAAGCUUGGAAGAAAUUGAUGUGUCGAACAAUCAGCUGAGCUACCUGUUCCCAUCGUCAUUCCGCAUCCAUCCAAGAUUGAAGCGCAUCGAUGCAUCAAAUAAUAAAAUCCAUUUCUUCCCAUCGGAGCUGAUUUUGUCGCUGCAAUUUCUGGAAUCUGUAGAUUUGUCCACCAACUCGCUACGAACUGUCGACGAAUUGGAUUUCGCCCGAUUGCCACGUCUUCGUAGACUUAACAUGGCUGAUAAUGAGUUGGAAACCAUCAGUGAAAUGGCAUUCCACAAUUCGACACAGUUGCAGGUGAUCGAUCUCAGUGGUAACAAAUUGGACCGAAUCGGUGAACGAACAUUCGAAGGACUAAUACGUUUGGAGCAAUUGAACUUGAUGGGAAAUAAAUUGUCUGAACUUCCCGACGCUAUAUUCGAACGGAACAAGCUGCAGAUUAUGGAAAACAUUAAUUUGUCGCACAAUAAGUUCGAAAUCGUUCCAUUCAAAUCGUUGCAGCGACAAUAUUUCUUCGUCGUUUCGGUGGAUCUCAGCCACAACAAAUUGAAGUACAUUCCGGCUGAAGACAGUAUGAUGGUGAAUAUCAAAAAAUUGGAUCUGUCUUUCAAUCCACUGACCAAGGAGGCCCUAGACAUUGUACUGAAAGAACCGAAAACGGUACGCGAAUUGAAUCUGGCCGGAACGGGCCUGAAAGAAAUUACAGCAUUGGAGACUCCGUUUUUGCAGAUUUUGAAUUUAUCGUACAACGACAUUACUGACAUCAGUAAGAAUGCAUUCCAACGGGCUACAUUACUCGAGACAUUGGAUCUGUCUAGCAAUCUAUUGACAGAUGCAGAAGCACUAUCGGAUAUUUGGCCAAUGGUCGAUAAAUUAAUGUUUCUCGAUCUGUCCAAUAAUUCAUUUGAAGCAAUAGCUCAGGGUAAUUUGGAUGGUCUCGAUAUGUUGAAGACGUUAAACCUUGUCGGUUUGAAGAAUUGCAGCCGACUAGAGAAGAAUGCAUUCAAGAAUCUCAUGAAUUUGAAUGAAUUGAGAGCAUACGAUUUGCCUCGAUUGGGAUACCUAGACGUUCAAGGCAUUGUCGAACUUCUACCGGCGCUCAGAAUCUUGGAUAUUGAAAUUAAGGAUUCUACAGUUGGUGACGAUGAUAUUCAAGCGUCCAAGCAUCCACGUCUUAGAGAGCUUGGUCUACGUGGCCAACGUUUGCUAAGCAUAACUCCAAGCACUUUCGCCAGUUUGAAGAAUAAAAAUUUGAAUAUCAAAUUGUGCAACACAUCAAUCAAUUCGUUGCCACCAACACUCCUGUUCCCGAUUCCUCGAUCAUCCAAUCUAGAUCUGGACAUUACCGGCUCUGAUAUCAAAGUUCUCACACCCCAACUGCUCAAUGUGUUUGAAGAUCGACGAAACAGUUUCCACUUGAAAGGUCUGAACUCGAACCCAAUUCAUUGCGAUUGCAAUGCGAGGGCUCUGCGGCGAUGGUUACCGGGUUCGAAAAUGCCCGAGCUGAAAUGUGCCAGUCCAUCGUAUUUGAGUGGAAAACUUCUCAUCGAAGUCGGUGACGAUGAACUGACUUGUGAUCCAAAGAAAUUGACGACAACCGAGGCGCCCAAAACUGUCAGCAACAUUGUACACAAGUCUACCAGUCGGGUGUACCUGCGGCCGUCAACUGCUGAACCGGAAAUAAUUUGGAGUAUGCCACCGACACAGCCUCCGAUCAAAAUCAAAACAAAAGCACCUCUAUUGAAAGCAAACACUUUGAACAAUGACGACACUUUGAUCAUCGGCAUAGUGGGUGGUGUGGUUGCUUUCAUUGCAAUUCUCAUCAUCAUCAUUUGCAUUGUUCGAUUGCGUAUGAGUAGCCAAAACUACCAUUCGCCACCGCCAAUGGCUAUGGGUAUGCCAAUGGGACCGGGAAGUGUGCAGUUAAGUUACAAAGGAGCUCCAGCUCCAGCCUUUUACACUGUUCCAUCGUAUGCACAAAGCUAUUCAACGUUGCCACAUAAAAAUCUUCCGUCACAUCAUCAGUCUCAACAAAGUCUGAAUCAAUCCAGGGCCGGCUAUUCAACAAUGGGACGGGGACCAUACAUGCAACAGACAGCGAAUGGUCAGCCAUUUAUCAUCUAAAGUCAAUUCUCUUAUUUUUCUUCAAUUUUUCUUUGAAAUUAUCGUUUCAUAAACGGUAAACUACAACUGAAAAACCUGUCACAGGUGUGCUUGGAACUUUCAAAUAAAUCAAAAUCCGGUCAGAACAGGAAAUAUUUUCGUGAGAAAAUCUCGAUGAUUCGUUGAAAUACGA
This is a messenger RNA of Bradysia coprophila, 4641 nucleotides long. RefSeq lists its product as uncharacterized. The record is from RefSeq and is a predicted model, not a curated record. Gene Ontology annotation, molecular function: protein binding. NCBI's taxonomy places the organism in Eukaryota, Metazoa, Arthropoda, Insecta, Diptera, Sciaridae.